Carassius gibelio (silver crucian carp) is the source of this 917-nucleotide messenger RNA. RefSeq names its product dnaJ homolog subfamily C member 15. The record is from RefSeq and is a predicted model, not a curated record. Gene Ontology annotation, cellular component: PAM complex, Tim23 associated import motor. NCBI's taxonomy places the organism in Eukaryota, Metazoa, Chordata, Actinopteri, Cypriniformes, Cyprinidae. Gene Ontology annotation, biological process: protein import into mitochondrial matrix. Bases 68 to 517 code for a protein of 149 amino acids. Gene Ontology annotation, molecular function: ATPase activator activity. The transcript has 6 exons.
CCCGUAGCAGCGCGAAGUUUGUCCCUCUGGUGUCUCCGUAGAUGUAUGGUCUGUCAUCAUCUUCAGCAUGGCGAGCUCCAGUGGUGUAGUGAUGGAGGGGGACUUCAUGAGAAAUGCUGAAUAUACACCGAGAUCCACCGGGCAGAGUGAGACAGAUAUUGACAAACGCCUUGGUGGCUGUCUGAUGGCAGUGGGGCUGGGAGUUGCAGCGGCAGGGUUUGCAGGUCGAUAUGCAUUCCACUUAUGGAGGCCUCUGAGUCAGGUGAUUACAGAAGCUGCUAAGAAGGUCCCCUCCACGUCAUUUUCUGCAUAUUACAAAGGUGGAUUUGAGCAGAAGAUGACCAGACGGGAAGCCAGCCUUGUUCUCGGGAUCAGUCCGACCAGCAGCAAGGCAAAGGUACGGGAAGCCCACAGAAGGAUCAUGGUCCUAAAUCAUCCAGAUAAAGGUGGAUCCCCGUAUUUGGCAGCAAAGAUCAAUGAAGCAAAAGAUCUUCUUGACUCUGGCCCUCGGCACUGACCCAGCUGCCUGCGCUUCCCCAGCAGAGUUACAUCUACUUCAGAGCCGCCAACUCACCCAUGAGACUCCACUAGUCAUUGUUCUCCUCCAUGUUUUUCUGCCAUAAAUCAGAUUCUCAGCAUACUGCGUUCUGUUCUAUCUGUCACUGUUCCCCUCCACCACUUUAAUGCAAGUCGGCAAAGGUUGAUCCUUCAUGUUAAAGGAUCUUCACGCUGUCCAUGUGAAGUAUCUCGCAUUAAUCUUUAUUAUUUUUUUAGGUGACUUGUGUAAUGUUUAACGUCUGCUGAAAAAUGGUGGUCUAAAAAGCCUCAAGUAUUUCCCCUAACCCAUAGGGACCAGACUAUGUAUGUGUUAAGUUAUUUUAGCAUGCUGAAUAAACUCAAAUUUUACAAAUCUGGAA